UUUUACUAGUAUUUAGAAAACAAAUAAAAAAAAUUAUAUUCAGAGAACAACUUCAAUAUUUGUAUGAAAAAAAACUUGUGUUAAACACAUCACACCAUUUGGUUUAUUAAUAAAGUAAAGUGUCAUCAAAUAUAUCAUAAAAAAAUAUGUUUUCAACAUUUAAAACCUCAUUUGCCGUUUUGUUGAGCGCACUGUUAGUCGAUCUACUAGUCGACUGUCAUCCGACGGGUGCACCGGAGAGUGUGUGCGAUACACUGGCGCCCAGUCAUCGCGUCAAAGCACAGACAUCGCCGUCGCCAUACAUUUUGGCCGGUAAUCCAAACCAGGGCUCCAUUAAGCUGAUCAUUGAGAGUCCACAAAACACGGCGUUUCGCGGAUUUGCAGUUCAGGCACAUAACGCCAAUGGUUCCAGCAAUGAGCCGAUCGGCCGGUUCCAGGCCGAGGAUCCCGACAAUACACACACAAUCAACUGUUAUGGCCAUCAGGAUAACACAUUAACACAUUCCAACCGAAAUGACAAGCAAUCGGUGACCGCUUUCUGGUUUCCGCCCGAAAAUUUGCCAAAAGGUACGGCCAUAAAGUUUGUCGGCACAGUUGUCAAAGAUGUGAAAACAUUUUGGGUAAACCUUUCGUCGGCACCGAUUGUUUUGCCGGUUGAGGACAUCAAAGGAAACUCUGUGGGAGACGGAGACCACUCACACCAUCAACAGGGUCAUGGAGAUGACAACCAUUCCGAAAGCAAGACUAGAACUACUGAAAACGGAUCCUCUAUCUUAUCGAUGAAUUACUUGUUGAUGGUGUCAGCAAAUUUGUUUUUAUUAUACAAAUUAUUUUUAUAAAUUUAAUAUUUCGAUAAAAAUUUAAUAAAUAAAAUAUCA
Oppia nitens is the source of this 878-nucleotide messenger RNA. RefSeq names its product putative defense protein 3. Lineage: Eukaryota; Metazoa; Arthropoda; Arachnida; Sarcoptiformes; Oppiidae. The record is from RefSeq and is a predicted model, not a curated record. Gene Ontology annotation, molecular function: oxidoreductase activity, acting on metal ions. The coding region runs from base 147 to 839 and encodes 230 amino acids. The transcript has 3 exons.